GUUGUGUCGGCUCAGCAUGGCGUCGAUUUUAAGAAGUUCAAAGUUUGUUAGAUAUGUCGCAGGAUUUGCACGAAAUGUGGUGGUCAACACCCCAAGAGAAUUUGACGGGAACUUUGUAAAUACUUCACAAUGUUUUUGUGGUGCUUUACCCCGAAGUUUAGUUACACAAGUUUCUGGUCUAACAGAUCAACAUUUAGAAAACAGUUUAAAACGCAUUGAUCAAGAUGUAAGAAAGUCAGGGCGCAUAUCUCGAAGAGAUAUAGAAGAUGUUCUAGAAGAAAUUAGAAACGCUGGAUCUGCAUCAAGUUCACAAUCUUUACUUGUCAUAAGAUGUUGUGGAAAUUUAGUUCCAGAGGAAUUACCUGAAAUAAGAACAAAACUAGUUCAAGAAAUAUGGAAUACAUUAAAAAAGCUAAAUGUACCAAUGGAUAUUUCUCAUUAUAAUGCCCUUUUACGGGUGUACUUGGAAAAUGAACAUCCCUUUUCUCCGGCAGAAUUUUUGAGUGAACUUGAAAGCAAAGAAAUUGAGCCUAAUCGAGUAACCUACCAACGAUUAAUCGCCCGUUAUUGCCAAGUUGGAGACAUCGAAGGAGCAACAAAAAUACUGGAGUAUAUGAGAGAAAAGCAGCUUUCAGUUAAUGAAAAUGUUUUUAACGCUCUUAUCGUUGGUCAUUCUCAAUGUGGUGAUAUGGAUUCGGCUCAAGAUGUAAUUUCUGUAAUGAAUCAGGCUGGAUUGGAGCCAAGUGCCGAUACAUAUACAACGCUUCUCUGUGGAUAUGCUAAAAAGGGAGAUAUUGAAACGAUUACAAAACUGAUCGAAGAAUGCGAAUCUAAGGAAAUUUACCUUCUAGAUAAAGACUAUCUAGAUGUCGUCUAUGCAUUAGCCACCAAUGGUCACAGCCAACACAUAUCUGUUAUUUUAAGCAAAGUCCGUAAAGCAGUAGGAUAUAAUCAAGAUGCUAUUAACAUAAUUUUAAGAUUAGUUAACAAAGGAGAGGAAGAUGCUGCGUACACUGUUUUACAGUCAAUGCAUCGAGGAACUAAGGAAGAUGGCACACCUUUCCCAACAGGACACUUCUUUGUUAAACAACUUGUUAAAGCAAACAGACCUGUGGAAAAAAUUAUAGAACUUUGUUCGAGACUUCAAGAUGAAAACAUGUACGAUAGAGCGUUAUAUGUAGCAACAGAAACCAGUCUACAGUUGGGAAACGAUAAAUUGGCUUAUCCUCUCUUGGAGUACUUGCAUAGCAAAGGAUUUGAAAUCAGGCAACACUACUUCUGGCCCCUGAUCGUAUCUAAAGCUGAAGACAGUUCCGGAAAGGGCAUUAUAAAUGUUUUAAACAAAAUGAGCGACUUUAAUAUAACACCAAAUAGUGAGACUAUAAGAGAAUAUGUCAUUCCAAACCUUAAAGGUAAAAGCAGCGAAAUUUUGGCUUUGUUAAGAGAGGGGAAUGUUUCAGUAGGUUCGUCUGCCUGCAGUUUGGUCAUUUCUUUGCUACAAAGAUUUGACAUUGACGAAGCAGCAGUGAUUGCUAGACGAGUUCAAGCUUACUAUUAUCCAGAUAUGAUAAAAAGACCGCUCACCAAUGCUUUCUAUAAAUCGAAUGACUUAAAUUCGUACAUAACGAUAGUGAGGGCAGUUUAUGACAAUUUAGACAGAAAAGCGAAUGUGAAGGUUACCGAGGAAGAAGAAAUUACAGCAGUUGAUAAGUCUGAAGUUGUCGGUAAUUUAAUACUCGAUUUGGCAUCUAAUCAACGCAAUUUUCUUACCCAUAUCGAGAGUGUACUGAAAGAAUUAGUAAAACAAGGUCUGAGCCUGUCUACACCGACGGCAGAGAAAAUUGAGGAGAAACUCGGUGAAAAAAUGACUGACGAAAUUUCUAAUCUCCUAGGAAAAUUAACUUCCGGGGAAUUAACACCUGUCCAAUUAGAAAAGAAGUCUGUUAGUUAUGUCCCUUCGCACCAGAUGAACAUUCCUCAAUUGGAACAAUUGAUUCACAAUUUAACUGCGAAGAAUCAGGACACUAAAGGUCUCAAAAGACAGUUGUUGACUUUAUAUUAUCGUUCAAAGGAUCUCGAGAAAAUGGAGAAAUUACUUGAAGAUCUGAAGAAAGGCGAUUUUGUUUUUACAAGCGGCAUAUAUGCACAAUUGAUUGAUGUCUACGCUUACCACGAUAAAUUGGACAAAGCUUUGGAAUGUUAUGAAAAAUUAAAGGAAAAUGAAAAAAACAAUUUUACUUUAGAUGAAAUAAAAAUCAUCCGGUUAACGCAGUUGCUUGUAAAAUCCAAACGAUUCGAGGAAGGUAUACAAAUUUUAGAAAACACGCCAAGAGACAGAAAACAAGAAGAGAGGAACUUCGCAUAUACCGCUUUAGUCUGGAGAUUCCUUAAUUCACUUGCCGAAGAAGGCUCUGUUGAAAAACUGAACAGAGUCUUUGAUGUGUUGGUUAAGAAAGAAUUUAUCGACGUCAAUAAUGUGCUUUUGGGACCUUUGAUCAAAGUCCAUUUAACUCGAAAAGAAUUAGAUAAAGCGUUAGAGAAGUUCGAAUGGUGUGUAAAUCAAUUCAAAGCUACUCCUUGGAAAAAUGAACUAGCUUGUCAACUGAUUCAAGCUGAAGAUGCCGAGAAACUCCAAAAACUUACUGAUUUGAGCACGGCAGUACACGGUGAAGUCAACAGCUUAUACGAUCUCGUAUUUGCUUUUGUUGAAUGCGGUAGAAUCAGACAAGCUAGGAAAAUUUUAGAGACCCCUGGUUUACAAAAUCGCCCUCAAAGAAUCAACACUGCCUGUGAACGGUAUCAACAAGAAGGACUGAUUAAACCCUUGGAAGGACUAAAAGAUGCUACAAAGGAUUUAAAUCAUAUCGAUCGGUCUGAUAUCUACUAUCAACUUUUAUUAACGUACAUCAAACAAGAUGACGACGAGAAAGCUUUAGGAUUAUGGACGCAAAUGCAGGAGGAAGACAUGGCAGCAACCGAACAGUUUCUUCUUACACUUGGCAGUUAUUUGAAAAGUAAAGGCAUCCGAGUUCCGUUUAUAGUGCCUGAGGAACAACAGAUACCUAAAACGACAGAAACUAAGCCCAAAGAAGCGACGACUCAAACUAUCUUUAGACAAAAACUCAAGGCUGGAGAUGUUGAUGGAGCUCUUGAAAUCAAACGUCACAGUAAAGAAAGACUACCUGUAACUGACUUGUCCGCUCUGGUAGAAAAGCUGUUACAAAGCGGUAGAGUCGGCGAAGCUACAAAAUUAGCAUACAAUAUUAUACAGAAUGGAAAUCUUCCAGUAAAUCGAGUAUUUAGGUUUCUAUUGAAUAAGUUAGCCAGCACUGGAGAUGUUGAAUCUUUAAAUAAAAUUGGAUCGUUAAUUACCCAGGAUGUGAAAAGGAUAGUAUCGUUCGAUAACAGAAUUUGUCACGCAAAUUUAGUUGCAGGAAAAGCCGAGGAGUAUUUAAACAAUUUAGAAAAACAGAUUGAAAACUGCAGAGAUGAAAAUAUCGCUGAAGUUAGUGAACAGUUUCCACGAGGUGGCGCGUACGGUAUUUUGGAACGGCAUCCUGAGCUUGUAGAAAAGUACGAGGCCAUAGCCAUCAAAUACGCCAAAAAAGGCAACGUUGCUCCGUUAAACGUUUUGUGGACCCAUUACUUCAUUAACGGUAUUGCUGAUAAAACAGAAGAGAUCUGGAAUGUGCACUUGAAGGAUUCUCCGAGGAUCAUGUUCCAAAAAAUUGUUCAAACAGCCAGAGACAAGCAAGAUGAAGUUUUGGCAAAGAAACUAAUAGAGCAUUUAAAAAUCAGUAAUGUGACAGAAGGGGCGAUUGGAAAUGCUUACAGUUGUUUAUUGGAUGUGCUAGUUGGUAAAGAAAAAUUAGAAGAGGCUGUAGAAACAUUUGAAUCGAUCGUUAAAACUGUGAGUAUAGAAAGUAUUAAUAGAACAGCCGUUUUAAGGAUAAAAGAAGUUUAUGAAAAAUUGGGAAAGCCAUUUGAUCAUCCAGUUCCCUCAAAGACUAAAAGCACAUUGCAAAGCCAAACGUAAAUUAUUAUUUCUAUGGUAUGUCCAAAUUUUGAUAUCUGAGUGUUAUCGAGAAUGUCUUAUUUAAUGUAGGUAUACGUUGGUAAUAAAUAGUUUUGUUUUACCUUU
Anoplophora glabripennis (Asian longhorned beetle) is the source of this 4141-nucleotide messenger RNA. It is a transcript of the gene bsf, whose product is annotated as leucine-rich PPR motif-containing protein, mitochondrial. Bases 17 to 4036 code for a protein of 1339 amino acids. Gene Ontology annotation, molecular function: protein binding. NCBI's taxonomy places the organism in Eukaryota, Metazoa, Arthropoda, Insecta, Coleoptera, Cerambycidae. The record is from RefSeq and is a predicted model, not a curated record. The transcript is spliced from 4 exons.